This is a messenger RNA of Syngnathus acus (greater pipefish), 5902 nucleotides long. RefSeq names its product Rho GTPase activating protein 32a (gene arhgap32a). Gene Ontology annotation, cellular component: Golgi apparatus; actin cytoskeleton; nucleoplasm. Lineage: Eukaryota; Metazoa; Chordata; Actinopteri; Syngnathiformes; Syngnathidae. Gene Ontology annotation, molecular function: GTPase activator activity; protein binding; phosphatidylinositol binding. The record is from RefSeq and is a predicted model, not a curated record. Gene Ontology annotation, biological process: small GTPase-mediated signal transduction.
GUUCAUUUAGGCUUUGUGGACACUUACGAAACUGAGCCCCCCCCCCACGGACCCUCCCACGCCUUCAUCUACUUCACAGCCUGAUUCCUCGGCGUGGGAAACACCGCCCGCGCGUUCGCUAGCAAGCGCCAUCCAUCCGAAGCGCGGGCACGGAGGCGGUGCCGUGCGCGCUCCCGUGCCAGAGUGCAGUGAGACACACCAGUAAGCGGAGAAGCACCUCAGGAGACAGCCAGGAGCUCCUUUGCCUUUUUUGUUUUGUUUUAUAUUUUUAUUCAUUCCGAUUUUGGACGUUCUCAACAGCGGACACUAUCGCCGGGCGUCGAUGCAGUGCCAUGUCGACAACAUCCUGGCGGAUGCCGAGGAGCUGCUCCCUUCGGCGGUUUAGACCAGCGGAGGACACCCGGCCGCAGCAGGGAGCUUGCGGAACCACGGCAUCAUGGAGGCUGGCUGCGUGGUUGCCGCGGUGAUCGAGAAUGCCGCCGCCUCACGGCCCCGGGGGGACCCGGAGAGUCGUCGCGUCCUUGAGGGAGACGCAACACCAUUCACUCAGCCGAACAAAGAUGAUGUCUUACCUCAAGCUCCCAGCAGCCCCAUAGAUGAGGGACAACCACGGGAGAUACAGGCGCGCAGUGAUGACAUCACAGCCGAGCCCCUCCUGCGCUCCUGCGUCAGCACGGCGAGCAUGAAGGUCAAGAACAUGAAGAAGUUGACCUUUCCCAAGGGUCACUUUCCCCGUCUGGCUGAAUGUGCGCACUUCCACUACGAGACUGCUGACUUUGGGAACGUUGAACUGGCCUUUGCAGAAGGACAGAGUGAAAUCCAAAAGGGGGCCCAGGACUCCAAAGAACUUCUCUUUCUGGUCCAGAUCACCUGCCAGGCUCGAAACUGGCUGGUGAAGAGAUCCUACGAGGACUUUCGUGUGCUGGACAAACAUUUGCACUUGUGCAUCUACGACCGCCGCUACUCACAACUCGCCGAGCUGCCCAAAUACGACCCGGCCAAGGACACGGCCCAGGCAGUAAACAAGAUGUUAGCCACCUACUUGUCCCGCUUCUCUGUCAUCGCCGACAACAAGAUCAAUUGUGGUCCGGUUCUGACAUGGAUGGAGAUUGACAACAAGGGGAACCAUAUGCUGGUGUCUGAGGAGGCGUCCAUCAACGUCCCCGCCAUCGCCGCCGCCCAUGUCACCAAACGCUACACAGCUCAGGCCACCGAUGAAUUGACCUUUGAGGUCGGGGACAUUGUUUCUGUCAUCGACAUGCCUCCAAAAGAGGACACAGGCUGGUGGAGAGGCAAACAUGGCUUUCAGGUUGGUUUCUUUCCGAGCGACUGCGUCGAGCUGAUAAACGACAAGCUUCCUCCCAGCGUUCAAAGCUCGGUUCCCAAACCAGUUUGUAAGAAGCACGGCAAGCUGGUUACCUUCCUGAGAUCUUUCAUGAAGUCACGGCCGCCGCCGCAGAAGCUUCGCCAGCGCGGCAUUCUCAGGGAGCGAGUGUUCGGCUGCGACUUGGGCGAACACCUCCACAGCUCCGAACACGAAGUCCCUCAGGUUGUGAAGAGUUGCGCCGAGUUCAUCGAAAAGCACGGCGUGGUGGACGGAAUUUACAGGCUGUCUGGAAUCUCCUCCAACAUCCAGAAACUCAGGCACGAGUUUGACUCGGAGCAGAUUCCCGACCUGGGCCGAGAUGUCUUUCGACAGGACAUCCAUUCGGUGGGCUCCCUCUGCAAGUUGUACUUCCGAGAGCUUCCUAACCCUCUGCUCACCUACCAGCUGUAUGACAGAUUCUCAGAGGCCGUGUCUGCAGCCACAGAUGAGGAGAGGCUGGUUAAAAUCCACAACGUCAUCCAGCAGCUGCCGCCUCCACAUUACAGGACGCUGGAGUACCUCAUGAGACACUUGUCCCAUCUGGCCACUUUUAGUUCCAGCACCAACAUGCACACGAAAAACUUGGCCAUCGUGUGGGCACCAAACUUGCUCAGGUCCAAACAAAUUGAGUCGGCCUGCUUCAGCGGCACGGCGGCCUUCAUGGAGGUGCGCAUCCAAUCGGUGGUGGUGGAGUUCAUCCUCAACAACACCGAGGCGCUCUUCAGCACCAAACUCAACGCUAUCAUUCGGGAAAGCGCCGGUAACAACACCUUAUCCAGACCCAAAUCUCUACUGGUCUGCUCGCCGUCCACCAAGCUGCUGUCUCUGGAGGAGGCUCAAGCGCGCACUCAGGCUCAGCUUAGCUCGCCAGCCACCACGCCCUCCCUCAGCCACAGCGACUACAUCGAGGUCGGGGAAGGGCCCGGGGCUCUGCUGGGCAAGUUCCACACGGUCAUUGAGCUCCCGCUGGAGAGUGUCAAGCGGGCUCCGAGCAAAGCCAAGAAGUCUCCUGUGGGCAACUGGCUGUCCUUCUUCCACCUGGGUAAGUCGCACUCCGUGUCCAAACGUAAGCUGAAGCGACACCCCAGCGAGCCCAACGAGAUAAAGAGCAUCGCACUGCCAGGCGGGAGGGGCGACAGCGGCACAUUGCGCUCGGCCAAAAGCGAGGAAUCGCUCACCUCGCUGCACAAUCUGGAAGGCGAUCCUCCAGAGUACCAGCAUCUCCGUCCCCGCUCAACCAGCGAGGCCGUGCCCGCGUCCGACCGAGAUGACGUGUUCAGAACCAGAAGCAAACCUCCGUCGAGUCAGAACGGCACCCAAGAAGCUUCGCCCCCCCUGCCGGAGGACGACAUCGAACUGGACCCGCCGGUGGCCGGAAUGUCCUCCCUGGACUUUGACCCCAUGUCCUUCCAGUGCAGCCUGGCUUCCGGGACUCCUCGGGCACCCCGCAACAGGGAGGGACUCAAAUUCAGGAGGGACGAGUCAGACGCCACAACUUCUCCAAACAACGUCAACAGCCCUGCGCAGCUCCGAAAAGCGGAGACGGCGGAUGCGAAAGAGCUCCGAGCGCCUUACGGACAUUGCAGCCCGCGCAGCUCGGCCAGUCAGGCGUCGGCGCUGACGGACUCCACGCAAACCCUGCCGGAUCCAGGAGCAGAUAGACUUAUGAGUUCAGUGUCUAUUCUCCCUCCUCACCCUUCCCCGACGAGCGCCGCACGCAAGCUGGCUCUGGCGCUGGCCGAGUCGGCGCAAAAGGCCAGCGGCGGCUCGCAGAGGAGAAGGAACCUCCCGGCUCGCCCUCUCCAGCGGCAGGAAGCUCAGGACAGGCCGACUCGGCCGUCGGCUCUGGAUCUCAAAAUGUGCCCGCAGCCGUACGCCGGCGCCUCCCAGUGGCAGACGCCCGCGCACCUCUACUCGCAAGCGGAGAGUAACUUCACGCCCAACGUCAGCCCGCUCGGCUCGGGCAGCCUGGACUCCCGGCACGGCGACGUCAUGCCGGAGGAGCCCACCUAUCAAAGCGUGGGCGUUUCCACUCCCACCGAGCCCGUCUUCUCCCCGCGCAGCCCCUUGACCUCCCCCGUCUACGCCAACGCCGACUCCAUCAACAUCUUUAACUUCCGCGCCGUCCUGGCCGAGACCUCCAUGCCCGCCUCCGUCGACGAAGUCCUCCCGCGAUCUUUCCAGUCUCCAUCAUUCCGCCGCUAUGCUUACAGAGCGCUCGGCCCGCUCGACGACGUCCAACGCAACCCGUGCCAUCGGCCCCCGCAUUCGUUUCACUCCGGACGACUCGCUCGCUGCCUUCGACCCGACGCUCUGCCCCGUCACCUCUCGGGACCGAGACACGUGUUCAGGCAGUCCUCGGAGAGCCGCUGCGCCGCCUCCGGGUUAGGACCACCCCUGUCGCCUCAGUACCAACGCUACUACCGAGACGAGCAACUUCCGGGCGCCGGCCAGCGACGGCAAAGCCACUGGCAGCGCUCCGAAGACGGCUUGGUUCUGCACCCCGCCAUCAGGCGGGCGCGCUCCUUCCACGCCCCGCAAAUCAGUCGCUACGAGCUGGCCGCCGACGUCCUGCCCCCUGAUUUUUAUCUUGAGCAGGAGGCGGCUUAUCAGAGGCUGCUCCAGCCCCACUUUGAGGACGUUCAGGUUCAACAAGUGCUGUACAACCCUUACCCGGAUUUGAACCCCAGCGACUACCGAGAUGCUUUAGAUCCUUUCCAACGUAACAGUAUCCGCCACGGUCAGCCUUACAGGACGCGGUCCACCAAGGAAAGAGCGCCGCCAGAGUUCUACUACUCCCCACGACACGGCCACCCUCCCGAAAGGGAACUUUUCAUGAACAGCGACGACUUGGUUGUUUACCAGACGCAGGAGAGUAAAGUAACGUCUCCCUACGACAGUCCGGUUUCCCCGGCUGGCUCGACGGGAAGAGAGAUCAUGCACAUAAGGAGUAAGUCGGAUCCGGGAAACGGUAUGCUGUCGGCCGCCAAAAGGGAAAGCCAAAGCGCCGUCAAGGCGACGUCGCCCUCCUUUCACCAGCCGCAUCGCGUCCUCGUCAACGAGAGCGCCUCGCAGCGUCGUCGCCAGGCGCCGCUUCGGAAAAUCCCCUCGCUGCCCGAGAGCGGCUUUGCCGAGCUGAGCGACAGAAGGCAAGCGGACCCUUUCAAGAACGCCCGAGCCGGCAUCCUCAGGAAGCCCGAGCGAUCGCAGAGCACCCGAGAGAAUCGCCAUCAUCACCGCCCCGCCAAAUCGCCGAUGGGUGCUGAACACGCCGGAUCCUUUUCCUCUCAGCCCAACAGAAGGACUCAGAGCGCCAAAGUGCGGCCCGUGCGCUACGACCACACGGCGGGGGGCUUUUACGCAGCGCCCCGGCCUAAAUUCACAAGAUCCACUCAAGCCGGGCCCGGGUAUUCGCCGGGCCUGGACACCACGGUGUCGACCGCCGCCGCCGUUCCGCACGCCGGCCACAGGCUGCUGUCCAAGGCUCUGGCUCAGGAUGCUUUUUAUCAGUCGGCAGUCAGGACACACUCCGGCGUCCGUGAGUGACACUCGCGGCUUUUUAUGUCCAUGCACAGUUGGGCCAAAGGAGAACAGCACUUUAUCCUCUGCCAGACCAUCCGACUGUUUUUUUAAGCCGUCCGUUGAACCUGCUGGAGCUGUACAAAGCUGCCGCUAGGGGGCGGGGGGGGCAUGCUGCUAGUGUCAUCUUUACCAAGAUUUUUUUUCAUUUAAACCAGGGCUGUGGAACCUAAGAAUCAAUCAUUUUUUUCCUAGGAGUCUAUACCUAAAAUAGUUUAUCUAAUUAAAACAACAACAAAAUAACAUCAGAGCAAAGGUUCCCCAGCUCUGCUUUAGCGUUUCAAUUUGACAAAAUGGCUGUCAUGUUUUAGUUGCUUACAACCCAAGGGAAGACAAGGUCAAUUUUAAUUAGUUGAGUACGCUGAAGAACGUGUACAGAUUUUUUUUUUUCUAGUGUGGUUCUGUAUGUUUUGCAGAAAAACACGCAGCUGACUAAAAACAUGGCCAAUGUACUGUGCAUGUCUCAUUGCAGUGCGCUCAAAACUGGAAGCACUUUGUAUGAAAACACAUUGUCUUAACAAUGCAUCGGCGUGACGUCUACUCCAAACCUCUCGAUAGAAACAUCUGAUAUAUUUUUCUGUGGAAACACAAAUGCUUGCUCGCUUGCUCGGAAUCGUCGCGGAAUGCAGAAAAAAAAGCGCACUUUUUAAAAACGGGAAUCGACCUCAUUGCGAUCGCUGACUUCGAUGUUUUAUGAAAUUAUGAAGCUACCGUAUAUACGCUCUCUACCUUCGAUUGACGCAGCGCCCCCUGUGAGAAAAAUCUAUUUUUGUCUAUUGAUGUUUUGUCACAUAAAUGGUGGAACUGUGACAUCAUUAUACUAAAGGUGUUUUACUCUUAAGUUAUGUAGAGGAUUUUAUUCUAAUAAGACAUGUUCAAUACAUUUCAUUUCUAGUGCUUGUCUUAAAAAAGAGAAUACAUAUAUGAUCAUCCAUUCCAAAUAAAUGAUCAUUGUUA